CCCCAUCUAAAGAAUAACUCCUUAUUUUAAGUUCCACCGAGUAAUCAACAAUUUAUGCUCCUUUUCACUCUCUCGUUCACUCUCUCGUUUCUUUUUCGGUUUUCCUCUUCUUGCUUCCUCAUACAUGUACAAAGCUUUCUUUGCAUUCUGCAUACUAUACGGGUGUUGUACUGAGUUAGCAGUAGUUGUACUCGCACAACAACAGCAGCAGCAGCAGCAGCAACCUACAAAUGAUCAGUCACCACACUCCACGACUACAGCAGCUAUCAGCACACCAGAGCAUACAUCUGCAACAGCUUCAGCAACACCGACACCGACUCCUCUGACUUCUAGCAGUAGCGACGAUGAUGAACAGCACGGUUUCAAUUCUUCACAAUCGACUACAACAACCUCGGUAUUGACGCAUCUCUCGAUGCCCUCACGUGCUGCUAGUUCUUCCACAUUAUCCAGUUUCCAUCCGUCACCAUCAGCACCGUAUCCGGAUGAUUCUGUUGGCAAAUAUGGUCCAUUGCAUGUUUCUGGCGCAAACAGCCCCAGCAUAUUUUACCAGGGCAUUGUUGCUCUGAUCCUUCUCGUCUCUUCUACGUUUUUGCUCGUGUCAAAAUUGUGAUCUCUCUUUCUUUUUUUUAAUCUAACCCUCAAACUCCCUUUUGGCAUAUUCUUCUUUCCCGCAUUCAGAAUCUUCCCCCCACCCCACGCAGCUCCUCUUCUUAGCAUGUUCCGCAUACGAAAGUAUUGCAAGUUUCUUCCAACCCCUUUUCACUCUUCAGCUAUGUAGCCAAUAUGUUGUCCAAAUUCGUACACCCAUCCACACGCACAUCAUAUCAAAUAUGUAGUAGUAAUAGUAGCACGUUGUUCA
Molecule: messenger RNA, 859 nt
Organism: Zychaea mexicana
Lineage: Eukaryota; Fungi; Mucoromycota; Mucoromycetes; Mucorales; Lichtheimiaceae
Exons: 1
Coding region: 125-610 (161 amino acids)
Source: RefSeq, a predicted model, not a curated record